Messenger RNA from Lentinula edodes (shiitake mushroom), 1984 nucleotides. RefSeq lists its product as uncharacterized. The coding region runs from base 152 to 1837 and encodes 561 amino acids. Gene Ontology annotation, biological process: transmembrane transport. The transcript is spliced from 5 exons. Lineage: Eukaryota; Fungi; Basidiomycota; Agaricomycetes; Agaricales; Omphalotaceae. Gene Ontology annotation, cellular component: membrane. The record is from RefSeq and is a predicted model, not a curated record.
ACUGAUCUACAGCUUUAGCACUGCUAAUUUCUCACGUUCCCGCUUGGCACUAACUCCCAUGAUGCCAGCUGAAUGUCUUUUUAUGACCACAAUCACUGAAUUGUCAUACUCGAACGUUUUCCACUUAGGUUUUUUGGUCUCAUAAUUUCCGAUGAUCACACGUUUUUCAAUUGUCACUCUCAUCCUGUUCAUUUUGUCUAUCGCUCUGGUGAUUCGUCCAAUCUAUAUACCGAUACGACUUCCUCGUCUUGGGAAAAGAAAAAUCCCAAUAAAUUUGACGACAACACCCCCCACAAUCAUUGCCAUUUUAUGGGCUUCUCAAUGUCUUGGUCCAACUCAGAUCCGUGAUGGAAUUGUUGGAACCGAUGGCGUCAAACCAUAUAACAUCUUAAUCCUGUUCUUUUCACUGGCUUAUAUGGCCAUUACACUCGAUAUCAGUGGGAUCUUACAGGCAUCAGCUUUCUGGGUCAGUAACAAGGGUGGAUCAAAUGGCUGGAAACUUUACUUUUACUUCUAUUUGAUGCUUACAUCGUUGAGUGUGGUUUUGGGAAAUGAUCCUGUCAUUCUAUCCGGAACUGUUUUCUUGGUCUAUUACACAACCGCCACCGAAUUGGAGCCAAUCCCUUGGCUCAUUUCCGAGUUUGCUGCCGCCAAUACAGCCAGCAUGGUACUUUUCGUAGGCAAUCCAACGAACGUGGUUGUCUGUGAAGGGUUUGCUAUCAAUAAUGCCGCAUUCACUGCAUAUACCAUCUUACCGUUCCUUGCUUGCAACUUUGUAUGCUUCCUAGCGCUCUCCUUUCAGUUUCGUGACAAGAAGCACAUUCCUCGCAAACUGCGCGCUACGGGUACAUUAAAUCCAAGAAGUGUUCUUCGCGAUCCAGGUAGCGCCCUCGUCGGAAGCCUCCUCCUCGGAACAUGCUUGGUGGUUAUCAUCAUCGUCAGUUUCUUCAAAGUUGACGUUUGGAAAAUCAGUUUACCGUUUGCGGUGGCGAAGCUCAUAUUUGACUUUGCCUGGGACCAUUACCGUUUCACGACCGGAAAGCUUUCACAUCACGGUCAUUCGGAUUCCAAGGAAGAGACAUCCGCUGACGACGACGACGAUCCCAUGUAUUCGCAAAUCCAGCGAGCGAUGACGUCGCCGACAGAAGAGGGUCCGCACCGAAAGGAAACAUUUAACUCCAAUGCACGCACCCUUACAAACGCUACAGCCUCAGCCCAAGUUGUGGACAGAGCCUCUCCUGUUUCCUCAUCCAAAUCAUCUAAACUCAGUCAAUCCGUCGAAAUUUUCCCAAACACGCGCCGCCGUCUCCAAACCACACAUGACGGGUUGGCUGCCCACUUUCCUACGUUUUUCACUGCCCUACCGCGACUGCCGUUUGCUUUGGUACCGUUCGCAUUUUCGCAAUUCAUCCUCAUCGAAGCGCUGCAGCAUCAAGGUUGGAUCGACGUAUUCGCACAUUGGCUUUCCAAAGCUUCGCAGGGCAAAAUACACCCCUCAAUCUGGCUAAUUGGUGUCAUCGGCGUGCUGAUGUGCAACGUCGCUGGCACAAACAUUGGUGCUACCAUCCUCCUUACAAAAGUCGUUCGUGCGGCACCCAAUUUCCCUUCCGACACCACACGAGCAGCAGGCAUCGCGCUUGCUGUAGCCAGUAACAUUGGCGCAGUCAGUUUCACCUUCUCGGCCAGUCUUGCAGGAUUACUUUGGCGGACGAUACUGGUCCAGAAAGGGAUUCAUAUACAACAGAGACAGUUUGCUUUCUGGAAUCUAUUACCCAUUCUUUUCAUGACAGGCGCUGGUCUUGCUAUAGUCUCAGCUGAAAUGGCAGUACUCUACUAGAAUACUACGAAAUUGUAACAUAUGCUGGACCAAAGAUUGAUUGUCCUACUAGAAUUCAAACGGUUCCUUAAUCCUCAGGCUUUUCGACGUACAACGAGAACACUUUUCUGUAUCUAGAAUACAUAGUAUCCAUGAACAAAUUACAAA